GGAAAGUCCUGCUCAGCCGCUCUUAAAGCGACCUCCUCCUCCCCCCACACACCACACACCACCACCACCGCCCCCCCCGGAACUGGGGAGAGAAGACGGGGAAUCGAUUUGUGGUGUUCCGAUGAGAUCGGCCUCGGUCGCGUAUCUCGGUGUGCAUCAGGAGGGUGGGUGCAUCGUCCUCGUCACCGCGUGCGACCCUCCCGCGCGCCUGGGCGGGCACGAUGAUGACCGAGGUGUCCAUCGUGGAGGCGUACGACGCCCACCUGUUGGGCAGCCUCGUCCAGGAGGAGGAUGAAGACCGCGACCUGCAACGCGCCCUCACGGCGGGGAGACUCGCGGUGAUUGCUGCCAGGGCCCCCCACUCCACGGCGCCGGAGGACGUCCCGCUGGGACCCCACGGCGAGCCGGCCAGCCUGGGGCACAUAGAGGAGUCGGCUCUGCGCCUCUCUGCGCUGAACCUGCGCCUGGAGCAGGAGAACGACGACCUCGCCCGGCAGAUCCUGCGCGACAAGGCCUCACUGCGGGCCCAGCUCGACCUGGUGGAGAGCCGGGUGGAAUUGCUGACUCAGCAGCUGCAGCUGUUGGGUGUGAGACUCAAGGAGACGGAGGAGGAGAAGAGACGCGCAGACACGGAGACAACGCAGCUGAAGGAGGUGUGCAGGAGGGAGUUGAGCAGCGUGGAGCGAGCGACCGUCGCCAACCACGACGCCAUCGCCACCCACAAGCAGAUGAGCUCCAGACUGAGUGCUCAGCUGGAGGAGCUCUCUGAAGACGGACGGAGGAGCAUGGACCUCGUGCGGAGUCGAUCUCAGGCGUGCGCUCGUUGCUCAGCCCUGCUCAGUGGCUUACUGAAGCAGCGGCAGCAGCAGCAGCAGUGGCAGCAGCUUUCUGUGGCCCAGACCUCGCCCAGUUCCGACCCAGCAGAACUCCACCACGAGACUCUGGAGGAGGAGGUGGUGGAGGAGGUGGAGGGUGACUGCUCGCUGGAGCCGCUGGGAGAGAGCAUCUCAGCUGGAUCCCUGAACAAGGAGGUGGAGGAGGUGGUGGUGGACAAGGUGGUGGUGGAGGUGGUGGACAAGGUGGUGGUGGAGGAGGAAGAGAUGAAGGAGGUGGAGGUGGAGGGUGACUGCUCGCUGGAGCCGCUGGGAGAGAGCAUCUCGGCUGGAUCCCUGAACAAGGAGGUGGACGAGGUGGUGGUGGACAAGGUGGUGGUGGACAAGGUGGUGGUGGACAAGGUGGUGGUGGACAAGGUGGUGGUGGACAAGGUGGUGGUGGACAAGGUGGUGGAGGAGGAGGAGGAUGGAGACGCGUUGAGGAGCCGGCUCGGGGUCGUGCAGCGCGAGUUGGCCGCCUCCAAGCUCCGGCUGGUGGAGGCCGAGUGCACGAUCCAGGACCUGCAGCACCGCCUCUCCGUCACGCGGCACGAGCUGGGCGCCAAACGCAUCUCCCGCUUUUUCACUCGACCUCAAAGCUCCACCACCUAGCGCUGAACACCCCCAACCACCCCCCGCGAUGGUACAGUCCCAAUAGGUCGGCGUUCAUUGCGGGCCCGUGCCAAGUGUAGACUGUGCCAAGUGUGGACUCCAUUGAGCAGAAAAGGGAGAUUUUUAACUUAAUUCAGUUUCACUUCCAGGAUUUUGUGUAAAUUAUUAUCCACCCCCCCCCCCAGUCGCAUAUAUUUUAAUGGUAUAGUCUCAUUAGCUCGAGUUGCUCGGUGGGAUGUACUAACUUAAUGGAUGAAUAUUCUAGGGGUAGAGGCAAUGAUUUUAUAUCCUUCCCACAAUAACUUAAAUCCACUUUGGGUAAUCGUAAGUGAAGUUUGUUGUCUCUCAUUGAGAGGGGGUUUUGUUUUAAAAGUCUUGAGUACCCCCCCCUCCCCACAAUGUUCCAGUAAUGAUUGAGUCCUAAUCAGUAAACCUAUGCACGGACGAUACCAAUGUUCGUUACUUAGCUAUGAAGGGUUGUGUGGGGGGGGAGGUUACCCUCCAUUAGUUCCUUAAAAUAUUUUAGCUAUUUAACGCCAAUAAUGAUGCAGUCUUCUUGUGCAAGUAGCCAAACGUCUGUUUACUUAAAAUGUUUUCCCCUAAUUAGCCUAAUCGUGGCGUCCGUCGUUACUAUUAUAAAAACUAAUUCUAAAUAUCGCGAGGGAAGCUACUUUUUACGGGCACCGCCAGGGCCAAUCGGGAGCCGGCAUUUUAGUCACGCGGUGCCCUCUGAGCCAAUGCGACGCCGACUUAGAACGAGAUUGUAGAACUGCAAUUUACUUGAGAUUAUCAUAAUAACGUUGAUUCAUUACGAUAAUUGUUUCGUCGGUUAACUGUGGCGUAUCGAAGUGUAUGUAUUUUCGUUGUUGUUGUUGGCAAUGCAGGAAUGUUAAUUUAUACUUGUGUGUGUGUCCUUGCAUUUAACCAUUGGUGAGGCAGUAUCUCUUUGAGAUUUCAGGGCGAAAGCGCAGCCCCUGCAAGUUCCUUGCCAGUCCCAAUGCUGGUGGAAGUGACCUCGCUCGAUAGACCGAGAGAGAGAGACACGGGCGGACACGCACCACAUCCUGAUUUGAUCUACUCUUGCUACACGCCGGCCAGUGAUUUGCGUCUUGCGAAGCUGACAUGGGAGCUGCCCACCACGUGAUCCCACCACGUGACCCCACCACGUGGUCCCACCACAUGACCCCACCACGUGACCCCACCACGUGACCCAACCAAAGCUCCCCCGUGUAACCUGCGACACUAUUGGGGCCAAGUGCCGUCACUAGCGAGCAGCACCCACGAAGGCCGGCACGGCGCGCGAGGGGCCGGGUGGCCAGCGCCACGCCCGGCCGCCUUUGUCUCCCCGGUGGCGGCGAUGUUUACUACACACCGCACCAGGUUACUCAUUUGAGGCCGAGUCGACCUAGGGAAGGCCCAGGACCGGUUCGGAUAAUCGUCGCCGGGUUCGUAGCGCAGUGCGCUGACCGCUGCCGCACCACCGCUCUCCAGAUACGAGCAGAAAUUCCACGUUCCCAUGGUGGGGUCCCAGGCUGUCCUGCAGCUUUGUCCCAAUUGGCCGCCUCUCUCUCUGGAGCGAGAGAGCGAGAGA
Lethenteron reissneri (Far Eastern brook lamprey) is the source of this 3075-nucleotide messenger RNA. RefSeq names its product rab GTPase-activating protein 1-like. The record is from RefSeq and is a predicted model, not a curated record. NCBI's taxonomy places the organism in Eukaryota, Metazoa, Chordata, Hyperoartia, Petromyzontiformes, Petromyzontidae.